Molecule: messenger RNA, 636 nt
Organism: Blepharisma stoltei
Lineage: Eukaryota; Ciliophora; Heterotrichea; Heterotrichida; Blepharismidae
Source: the annotation of a GenBank genome assembly
AUGAAAAUCUCAAAAAAUUCAAGAAGUUCAUCAUCAAUUCUAGUUGAAGUGCCAAUUUUGAAUUUAAAAACCUUGCCAUCUCGCUCUUUCAGCAUCAGACAAAAUAAUUUAAAUUGGGUCUCUUCAGGGCGACGGUCACUUAAUCUUGAAAAUUCAAAAAUCCACAAUGCAUCAGUGUCAGAACGAUCAGGGCCAUCAAUUUUCUUAACUAACCCAACACAAAUUUCAGGAAAAAAUAGGUACAAUUCUCCAAUUACACCUCCGACUAACCCAAGCUCUAAUUCUAAUAGCCCUCAGAACUAUUCCAAAGGCUUUGAGCUUGUCUAUCACCUUUUUCCUUUAAAAAAUCCUAAUUUUUCACAAGUGAGGAUCAAGAGAAGACCUACAAAAUUAGACUGCAAUUUUGAAAAACAAAACGAAGAGUUUUCUAGUAUAGGGCAUCAUAGCAAUGUUGUUAAAAAAGCUUUGAAAAAGAUAACGAUAGAGCCAAUAAUUUCGCCAGGUGCUCCUAAACACGAUAUUCAGCCUAUUGAUUUUUCAAGAAAAAUAAAAAGAGUUGAUGAAAAAAGUGAUAUAGAGAAAAUCAUGGAAUCUGUAUAUCCACUUAAAAGAAGCAAGCAUAUUUAUAAUUAUUAA